AUGUCUGUCACACGGAAAUCGAAAGUGGAGGCGGUGCUCGAGUGGCUCGAAGAAAAUGCCUUUUGGAAUUCUGAGUUGCUUGAAGUGCGUGAAUCCAGUCUAGGCGGUACAGGCGUGUUUUGGAAAUUGGAAGAUGAUCUGGACCCAGACGACGACAGAUUGCUUCUUCGGAUCCCAAAGAGCAGUGUUUUAUCUCCCAAAAACUCUUACAUCUACUCCAUGCUAGUGGACUACGAGCCUUCUGAACCUACGAUCGACUUCAAGGAAGGUAUGCAUUCUAUUGUUCUUACGUUCAUUUACGAAUUGGCCUUGGGCGAAAAAUCUCCUUGGUUUGCAUACUUGGACUCAUUUGAGCUCAAUUCCAAGGUUGGUGCUCCCUUGUGUUUGUGGGAUGAGAAAGAAAAGCACGCCUUGUUCAAUACCGAGCCAGAUCUUUUGAAUAUGCUAGAUUCGACUGAGCUCAUUCAUUUUUACUUGGAGUGCGUCAGGUUUGCAAGAACAAACGAGAAGUACCUAAGGAUUCCUUCCGUUUUACUGUUAAAAGACAAAGAAAUGGAUGCAGAGAAGGUGGAGGGAAAAUAUCACAGCAAAUUGAUCCAGUUUGGAACGUAUGUGCAAGCUGUUAUUUCUCGGGCCUUCACAGUAGAUAGAUACUAUGGUCUUUCGCUUGUUCCCGGUGCCGAUUUAUUCAACCAUCUUUCUCCGAUUGUGGAAGGUGACAAUCUAGUUCCGAGAGAAAAUGUCCACUUUGUUUGCGAUGACGACGAAGGCCUUUGUGAAGAGUGUGGAGAAUAUGGUUGUGCUCACAUGGACUCGGAAUUGGACAGCGAAGACGACGGUAUGGAAGAUUUGGAAGAAAUAUCAGAUGAUGGCUCUGAGGAUGAAGAACAAGAAGAGAAUGAGAAUAUGGACGACUUGAUGGAGACAGACAUUGAGUUGCCAGAAUCGGAAACAGAAUCAGAAGAUUCUGAGGAUGAAGAGCUUGAAGGAAAUGAAGAAGAUGAAGGAGAGGAUGAACUUUCUAGUGAUGGCGAUAAUGAAUCUCAGUUAGAGCCAAUGACAAAAAUUACUUCCCAAGAUAUUAUGGAGGUGGAAGCUGAUUCGGAAGCAGAGACUGAACAAGACGACGAAGAAGUCUCUACUUUGUCUUUGAGUGAUGAUGAUGUGGAAGAUAAAAAACAAACUGAUCAAGAUGGUGACGCCAAUGGAAUUCAGAACAAUGAAAACCACGAAAGCUGGGACUACCAGGAACUUGCAAAAGAGCUUCUGGAUUCUUCCAAAUGUUGUGAUGUGGUCUUAACUAGUCCACCUUCGAAAGAUCACAAUUACGAGUUGUUCAACACUUAUGGCAACGACUUGUCGAAUGCCUAUCUUCUUCAAAGGUAUAGGUUUGUCUGUGAAGGCAACCCCAACACCACCUGCCUUUUGUCUGUGCCCAUGUUUGCGUAUUUAAAGAAAGAAAAAAUGAAUAAGCGUAAAAAAGCGCAAUUGGAAAUGAAAAUCAACUGGUACGAGGAGGUUGGAUUCGAAUUGGUCAACGAUCUAUGCCGGGAAGACUUUAACCAUGAACCCCACAAUGAUCACGAGUCUCACGAGGAUCAUGACUCUGAAGAAGAAAACUACUGUGACGAAGAUGAUUGUGAAGGCUGCGGAGAGGAAGAGACUUUCAAGGAGCCAGAAUCGUGGCAACUUUCCCCAAAAAUCGAAUAUGAAGGUACGCCUACGGACCAGACUGUGGCUCUUGUAAGAUUGUUGUUGAUGCCUUUCAAGGUUUUCUUCCAUAAAUUGGCACAGGCACCAAGCGAGAGAAGAUUGGCAAAAAGAGUGGACAAGUACUUGUUGAGUGGUGAGAUUCUGGAGGAAGAGAAUGAUCUUAUUGUUCUGUGGGUCCGUGCCAGAUUGGGAAGGUAUAAUGAAGACAAGUUAUCGGGCGAAAGAGGUAACAUGAUAGCCUUGAUAAAAGCUGAGGAAAAGGCUGUGCUCAAGAGAGCACUCGAAGUUCUUGGGGAAGGAAAUUAA
Clavispora lusitaniae ATCC 42720 is the source of this 2019-nucleotide messenger RNA. RefSeq names its product protein-lysine N-methyltransferase. Lineage: Eukaryota; Fungi; Ascomycota; Pichiomycetes; Serinales; Metschnikowiaceae. The record is from RefSeq and is a predicted model, not a curated record. Gene Ontology annotation, molecular function: protein-lysine N-methyltransferase activity. Gene Ontology annotation, cellular component: nucleus. Gene Ontology annotation, biological process: peptidyl-lysine monomethylation.